Messenger RNA from Bactrocera neohumeralis, 411 nucleotides. RefSeq names its product fimbria adhesin protein-like. The record is from RefSeq and is a predicted model, not a curated record. NCBI's taxonomy places the organism in Eukaryota, Metazoa, Arthropoda, Insecta, Diptera, Tephritidae. Gene Ontology annotation, cellular component: pilus. The transcript has a single exon. Gene Ontology annotation, biological process: cell adhesion involved in single-species biofilm formation; pilus organization. The coding region runs from base 1 to 411 and encodes 136 amino acids.
AUGGAUGUAAAUAUGGGAGAAAUUAGUAAGAACAAAUUUAAUGGUAUCGGGAGUACAGGUGGAGACAGGAACUUUAAUAUUGAACUUCAGUGUAAUGGCGGAACUACAUUAGUAGGGUAUGCUAAUAUUAACAUGUCUUUCUCUGGAAAGGUUCCUGGAACUUUAUCGAACAACUCUGGCGUUCUUGAAAAUGAGAGUGCCGGUAAUUCAAAAGCCAAAGGAGUUGGAAUUCAGGUAAUGAAAGAUUCUCAGCCAAUUAAGUUCAAUAGCAACUAUAAGGUUGGGACGGUUCAAUCCGAUGAAACGCGUUUCAUUACAGUCCCGUUACAAGCUAAGUUCUAUCAGUAUGAGAAAAGCAUAUCGGCUGGUCAAGUUGAAAGUCAUAUGGUCUUCAAUCUCAAUUACGACUAA